AUGGCGACCCAGGCAGCGCUGAUCGCCGAUACAAUUAUCGGCAUGAAGCGAGCGUUGCGCCGAGAGCGCGAAGAUGCCGGCCCCGACGACCCCAUAAUGCAGCCGACGAACCGUGGCAACAAAAUGCAUGCGAACGCGAAAUAUGUUCGUGAAGGCGCUUUGGGAUACAUCAAUGCCGAGGAUUUCUACAAAGAGAAAGUUGAACACGCCGGCUACACACGACACAUUCUCAGGCGGAAUCCAAUUCGCUAUGACUCUGAGGGCGAUGAACUGGAUGACGAGGAUGAAGAUUCUGAGGCCGAUGCCGCGGCGGCGGAAGAGAACCCUUUUUCAGGGAUCGCGCUGGAAAGUGACACCCCCUCCGAACUCCCGACCCAUCCUUCCAUGUCCCAACCCUACACCUCCCAGGCCCUCGAACAGAUGACAAAGGCUGUUGAGGAGAAACUGCGCCAGGAACGAGCGUUACUCUGGCGUGCCAGGAAUCUCCACCGUAACUUUCUUGGUGACGGUGGGUGGGAGCCCUGCGGUUUAUUAGAAACCCCAGAAGACCGCUACAUCUUUGAGCCUUGGGCUAGGCCUGGGGGCCAAUCGGAGCCUACCAACCAACAGAAGCAAAAUGGAUCGGUGCCACAAUCCGUGAAUGGAGAUCUCAAUGCGCAAGAUGACGCCUCUGCAAUGGCCCCAGCGAAGGAAUCGCAAAAAGCACCUAAUGAGACAUAUGAGCCGCCAGUGGCAGACAGUGACGUGGAUAUGGCCGAGAUUCCCAUUCAAUCUGCGGAAACGGCCGCGCAUGAGGAGGCACAGGAGCCUUUGAAGACACUUAAAUCCGAGGAGGCUGAUGCAGCAGUCGCUGAUCUUCCUCAGCACCCUGCCGACACUCUGGAACCGACUCUUGAAGCCGCCGACAAAAACACUGAUGCCGCGACUACUAGCCAGAACCUGGAGGAAAUGGAGACCUCCAAGGACGGUGAGAAGGGCGACGCGGAGCCUUCGGGCGCGGAUGCAAAUGACACCCAGGAGCAAGACGAAGAGAUGCACGAUGGCUCCUCUCCAGAGCCGCCCCGUCGAAUGACCACCCGUGCCCAGGCCAAUGCGAACAACCCCAACGAUGGUUCCCCUAUCUCCAACGCCGACACGGCCAGCACACUUCCCGCUCCGCACUCGCUCUUUAUGCUCCCAGAGAGUGUUCGCCCGGAUCGGAAUUAUGGCCUACCUGCCUCCGAGGCCGAGGAGACUCGCCGUCUUCUCUGGUCCUAUAUCCAGAAACAAGAAGAAACAGUGCGCGGGUUCGAGCACAUGCUCGAUACUCUACUUCGGGCUAAGCACAUGAAAUCUGAUGCGCUGGAGUGGUGCAAGGCGGAAGGCCACGUCGGCGAAAUGAGCGACGGCGAAGACUGGUAUGAUCGUGAGAAAUGGGGUCUGGCUGAAGGUGAAGAUCUCAAGAAAGGAACCGACGAAGAUGAAGUGGAGACUGUCGACGAGAGUCGGACGACGGCGAAGAGAGGCCGUGGGCGGCGGCAGUAG
Penicillium argentinense is the source of this 1524-nucleotide messenger RNA. RefSeq names its product RXT2 domain-containing protein. The transcript is spliced from 4 exons. Lineage: Eukaryota; Fungi; Ascomycota; Eurotiomycetes; Eurotiales; Aspergillaceae. The record is from RefSeq and is a predicted model, not a curated record. Bases 1 to 1524 code for a protein of 507 amino acids. Gene Ontology annotation, cellular component: cytosol; Rpd3L complex. Gene Ontology annotation, biological process: negative regulation of silent mating-type cassette heterochromatin formation; negative regulation of rDNA heterochromatin formation.